AUGCGCUCCAUCAGACGUUACCAGAAGUCCACCGAGCUUCUCAUCCGCAAGCUGCCAUUCCAGCGCCUUGUCCGUGAGAUCGCCCAGGACUUCAAGACGGAUCUCCGCUUCCAGUCGUCCGCCGUCAUGGCCCUCCAGGAGUCAGCUGAGGCUUACCUCGUCGGACUUUUCGAGGACACCAACUUGUGCGCCAUUCACGCCAAGCGAGUCACGAUCAUGCCAAAGGACAUCCAGCUGGCCAGACGCAUUCGAGGAGAGCGCGCUUAA
Caenorhabditis sp. 36 PRJEB53466 is the source of this 267-nucleotide messenger RNA. Lineage: Eukaryota; Metazoa; Nematoda; Chromadorea; Rhabditida; Rhabditidae. The record is from the annotation of a GenBank genome assembly.